UCCCUGUAUAAAAGGGAGAGAUCAGUUGUUCAACCAUCGUGGAGUCAGAGUGUGGAGUGAGGAGAAGAUGUUGCAGGCAUCUCUACGACGAGCGAGGAGCUUGAAUUCGUGGACGUUGGGGAGAUAUGAGGUGGCGAAAUUUGGGUUUUCGACCGCUGCUGACGCGUCUCCUACUCCUGGAAACUCCCCGCCCAAGGUGAGCAAUCUGAUUGGAGGGAAAUUUGUGGAGUCUCAAUCUGAUCUUCUGAUUGAUGUAAUCAAUCCAGCAACACAACAGGUUGUUUCUCGAGUUCCUUUGACAACUAAGGAAGAAUUUACCGCUGCAGUGGGUGCAGCAAAACAUGCCUUUCCAUCAUGGAGAAACACACCCGUUACUACACGUCAGCGUAUUAUGCUGAAGCUACAGGAACUCAUUCGCAGGGACAUAGACAAACUUGCCUUGAACAUAACUACUGAACAAGGGAAGACACUUCGCGAUGCACAUGGUGAUGUUUUCCGUGGAUUAGAGGUGGUGGAACAUGCUUGUGGUAUGGGAAGCCUGCAGAUGGGAGAAUUUGUUUCCAAUGUGUCACAUGGGAUAGAUACAUACAGCAUCAGAGAGCCUCUUGGUGUUUGUGCAGGGAUCUGUCCAUUCAAUUUUCCUGCCAUGAUUCCUCUUUGGAUGUUUCCAGUGGCUGUGACUUGUGGCAACACAUAUGUUUUGAAGCCAUCAGAGAAAGAUCCAGGAGCUGCAAUGAUGCUUGCUGAGUUGGCAAUGGAGGCUGGUCUACCAGACGGCGUCUUGAAUAUCGUCCAUGGGACAACUGAUGUGGUUAACAAUAUAUGUGAUGAUGAAGACAUUAAAGCUGUCUCAUUUGUUGGCUCAAAUACAGCUGGCAUGCACAUUUAUUCGAGGGCAACUGCUAAAGGAAAACGUGUUCAGUCAAAUAUGGGAGCAAAAAAUCAUGCAAUUAUCAUGCCUGAUGCAAGCAAGGAUGCUACCUUGAAUUCUCUAGUAGCCGCAGGUUUUGGUGCUGCUGGACAACGGUGCAUGGCACUAAGCACGGCUGUCUUUGUUGGAGACUCAAAACUGUGGGAGGAAGGGUUAGUGGAACGUGCAAUACAACUAAAAGUCAGUGCAGGAACUGAGCCUGAAGUUGAUCUAGGUCCAGUGAUCAGCAAACAGGCAAAGGAUCGCAUCUGCAGAUUGAUCCAAAGUGGCAUCGACAGUGGUGCUAGGAUUUUGCUUGAUGGGCGAAGUAUCAAGGUCCUGGGCUACGAGGAAGGGAACUUUGUUGGCCCCACUUUGCUCGCUGAUGUCAAAGAUGACAUGGAAUGCUAUAAGGAAGAAAUUUUUGGUCCAGUCCUCCUUUGCAUGCAAGCCGACUCACUUGAUGAGGCUAUCCAACUUGUGAACAACAAUAGAUAUGGCAAUGGUGCAUCAAUAUUUACCACGUCAGGUGCAGCAGCAAGGAAAUUUCAGAAUGAAAUUGAAGCAGGGCAGGUUGGAAUCAAUGUUCCAAUUCCAGUACCGUUGCCCUUCUUCUCCUUCACUGGCUCGAAGGCAUCUUUUGCCGGUGAUCUCAAUUUCUAUGGCAAAGCUGGAGUACAGUUCUACACCCAAAUCAAAACUGUGACAACCCAAUGGAAAGAUGUACCAGGCCAAGGUGUAUCAUUGGCAAUGCCCACAUCCCAGAAGAUAUGAUCAACAUGACAACCCUCCUUCUUGCAUGUCUGUGGCAACGUCCCAGAAGUUCUGAACGACAUGGCAGUUCUCCUUGCAUGUCUGUGUAUCCAUUGAGCUGAUGCUCUCCUGCUUCUAUGUAAUCUUCCCGGUGUCAUCUCAUUUUCUGUCUUUCUUUCUUCCUGCAUAAAGAAACUGGAAACACCACUAUGGGCCAUGUCGUUUGAUGGGUUUUCGUUUUUAAUAUCUUAUCAAGCCCUAAUCUGAUUGGUGAGGUUAGGAAGUAAGCUAUUCAAGAUCUGUUGCUAUUC
Molecule: messenger RNA, 1974 nt
Organism: Nymphaea colorata (pocket water lily)
Lineage: Eukaryota; Viridiplantae; Streptophyta; Magnoliopsida; Nymphaeales; Nymphaeaceae
Product: methylmalonate-semialdehyde dehydrogenase [acylating], mitochondrial
Exons: 19
Coding region: 68-1684 (538 amino acids)
Biological process (GO): L-valine catabolic process; thymine catabolic process
Cellular component (GO): mitochondrion
Molecular function (GO): malonate-semialdehyde dehydrogenase (acetylating, [NAD(P)+]) activity; methylmalonate-semialdehyde dehydrogenase (acylating, NAD+) activity
Source: RefSeq, a predicted model, not a curated record